This is a messenger RNA of Rosa rugosa (rugosa rose), 3402 nucleotides long. RefSeq names its product F-box protein At5g49610-like. The coding region runs from base 413 to 1729 and encodes 438 amino acids. Gene Ontology annotation, molecular function: protein binding. The record is from RefSeq and is a predicted model, not a curated record. Lineage: Eukaryota; Viridiplantae; Streptophyta; Magnoliopsida; Rosales; Rosaceae. The transcript has a single exon.
ACUGCAAAUUAAGAUUUGGUUUUGCAUGGUUAGCUCUAUAAUGCAAAUAAAUUAGAUCGUAAUAAAAGAGACUUGUUUUUCAAGUUUCUUAUUGUAAUUAAGUAGGGAGUUGUACUUGGAGAACAAGUCUUUCCGGUAAUCCAGUCCAAAGUAAGAUUUUAAAAAAAAAGAAGUCAUUUUGUUUACUCUCCUUGUUCUCGUAUUGGAAACCGAUCCAUUCUUCUCCUAUAAUUAAUGGGUCUUGGAAACCAGGUCUUGUUCGACAAUCUUUUCCAACUUGAAAAGACUUGAUGUCUAUAUUCUUUUGAGUUUGGAGGCUUGUAGCAAGGACUAAGAGCCAGCUAGACUGAUCUCUAAAUCUCUAAAUAUAGUCUGCGUGUUCAGGUCCCUCUUAUAUUCUUGUUUUCCUCCAAUGGCUUCAUCACAAACACUUCCUUCUGACCUCUAUUUCGAGAUUCUGACCCGAGCAUCCUUCGAUACUGUUGGCCGGUGCCGGCUCGUUUCGAAACAAUGGAACCACCUUACAUACGAUUCAAGUUUCAUAAAUCAACUAUCUCAGAGAACCAAAACAACACACGGGGUUUUCAUUCAAAGCUCGAUCAGCAGUAAUUAUAUAUCCACCUUUGUUCAAGCUGUGGGUAACAACGUCGACGUCUCCAACUCCGAACAGCUGUCCUUAAGUUUCCUGCCUCAGCCGGUGAAGAUUGAAGCUGCUCAUCAGGGUAUACUCGUUUGUGUGAGCCAGAAACGUGUUCCUCAAUAUUAUGUCUGCAAGCCAACCACUAGGGAAUGGGAGCAGAUACACAACCCAAAAACGAGGUAUAUGACGGUAAAAAUUGCCUUAAUGGUGUUACGAUCAAACCCGUUAAGGUACAAGAUCGUCCGGUUCUCAGAACCAAAGUCUCCAUAUUCCAAUUACAAGUCGCAGGAACACUGCUACAACCUUAGGUGUGAGGUAUAUGAUUCCAAAGCUCGAGCAUGGAAACAGUUGAACAAUGUAGCUUUACCCAAAGAUGCUUAUAUCUUGAGGUUUCAACCUGCAGUAUCGGCAUGCGGUGCACUCCACUGGCUUUUGUCAGACAACCGAGUCGGAAUCUUUGCUUUUCAUGUAGAUGAAGAGAACUGGGAAAUAUUUGCACCACCGUGCUUGCCAGUCGAUAAUGUCAAUGGGAAUCAGGUGGUGGAGUACCAAGGCCGCCUUGCAUGGAUUUGUGAAGUAGAGGACUCGAUAGAGCUAUGGGUUAUGGAAGACUACAAGAACAAAGUAUGGAGUAAAAGACAGAUAAUAAGGAUCAAAGGACUGGAUCGUCUUGCUUCUUUUGCAACUCUUUGCAAUAAUGAUGUUGCACUCAUGAGAGGAUUUUUCAAGAUAAUAUUUUACAAGUUUGGAGAUUAUAGCUCCAAGAUAGCAAAUCUAGAGGAAAUUUCUCGACCAGAUGAGAUCUUCAUGUUGCAAUCAGAUUCAGAGCCUACUAGAAUAUUGAAGGGUCCAUUGAAGUCUUGGGUAAUAAUAAGGUGGUUUCGUUCGAUUAAAAAGAAGUGGUCUCCAAUAACUAAGUAUCGCCUCAGGACUGUUGGGAAAUUCUGCAGUACAUACGGGACGUAUGCCAUAGAGUUUGUGUUUCUGUUUUUGGCUUUGAGGACACAAUUAAUCCAAAGAUUGACACACUAUCUAUAUGGCAUAACACAUGUAUUGCAAACGGGGUUGGAGUGGUUAGCUGGUGCUUGAUUUCGUGGAGGCCGGAUUAUUUUUCCUUUGUAGGGGCUAUUCUGCUUGCAAUAGUGCAUUAAGAACUUUAUGGGAGUUAAUUAGUUAAAAAUCUUCAUAAAAUUGUAAUUAUAUUACUCAAAUUACCCAUUAGAUGUUCAAAAAAUAAUAAUUCAGUGGGGGCCUAGCCCCUAAUGAGCUUGCCGUGCGUCCGCGGGUGUUUCUAGUCACUUUGUCUUGUUAUGUUGUGUUUUAGAUUUGUAUUUUGAAAGAAUUUGAUUUAUUAUCCAUUAUGUUGCUUAAUUUGUUUCUUUUAGUUUCAAACACAAGUAAGAUACAAGUCAAUGCUUAUUAAUAUGUAUAACUAGGUUGAUAUUAUAACACUGCAUAGUUUUAUGAGUUAAUUUAAGGGGCGUGUAAUUGACACAUAGAAAAAAGCAGGUGUUGUAACUAAAAAGCAAAGUGUCAAUUUCACUCAUAAUCCCUAGAUAAAACAUAAAAUGUGAAAUUAUUUAUAUAAUAGGAAACAUGUUAGCUGGGAGCCCUUCUAAUGAGGAUUAUUGAAAUGAAGACUAGUUGAAGACUUUUGUGGUAUAUCCACUUUUCGAUCACAUUUUCACAAAUCAGCCGUUAGAUGUUUAGAUAUUUAUGUGUAGAUCAUUUAUGCAAUUUUUCAACCAAAUUGAAAAUCAUUAAAACAUUCAUAAUUGUGAUUUAUCAGUUAUGAAUAUGAACAGUUCAUGUUUGACAGAUUUGGUUCGUCUAUUGAUUUGAUCUAGUUCGAUACCUUAACGAUUAGCAACUUGAAAUAAAUUUUUCAGAAGUGAUUUACGCAUGCAUACAUAAACAUCUAACGGUUGAUUUGCUGUAAUGUAAUUAAAAAGUUGGUAUCCCGAACAGUUAAUUAGAAAGUCCUCAACUAGUCAUCAUUUUAGUAGUCCUCAUUAGAAGAGCUUCCCAUGUUAGCUUAUCAAAAUAUUUAUUUUAUUAUUUAUGUCUUUCUUUCAAAACGUGUGGCACCUAAGGGCCGCCCGUUCGGUAUCAUUUUGCGAUACUGUUUUUUAUUUUACGAAUUCAAAAACUUAUGUAAUUUGCGUUCGGUGCAUUAAAUUUGAAAAACAGGGAAAACAAAUUUUAGGAAACAAUUUAGGAACUAUGAAUAAAUAUGGGAAAUGACUUUUUAACGUUUUCCUUGUUUUAUGAAAACAACCCGCCCUGCAAUUAGAGAAAGUGAUUUAUUUUUAUUUUUUUACUUUUAAGCACAUAGAUCCACAAACUCUUCUCCUCUCUUUCGAUCUUUCUCUCUUUCUCUCCCACAAUUUUCAUUGAGACUUAUCCUCUUUUCUCAUGAUCUCAUCUACUUUAUAUGCUGUUUUAACUUUCUUCUUCUCCGUCUUUUUCAAUCAAUUGAAACUUGCAGAAUCAUGCAGUGGAGAAGAAUGAAGGAUUUAGAAAAUUCAUCUUUCAUGUGUCAGAUCUAAUUUAUAUGGAUGAUUUAGGGUGAAAGCUUCGGCAUUUUAUGCUUCAAUAUAAUUGGAUUAUCUCAUGGGCUAGGAAUUAACAACUAAGGUUGAGACAAUUGAUUGAAUUAUCAUUUUGAACUAAAGAUUCAAGAGCUUGCAAUUUCAUAUGAUAUAUUUUAGGAUUAAAUUCUACUUACUACCUUGUACUUUCAAGGGUUCAUCAGUUCAGUC